This is a messenger RNA of Solanum stenotomum, 435 nucleotides long. RefSeq lists its product as uncharacterized. The transcript has a single exon. The record is from RefSeq and is a predicted model, not a curated record. NCBI's taxonomy places the organism in Eukaryota, Viridiplantae, Streptophyta, Magnoliopsida, Solanales, Solanaceae. Bases 1 to 435 code for a protein of 144 amino acids.
AUGCCAGGACAUGCCAAGUUCAUAAAGGACUUGGUUACAAACAAGAGAACUGUAAGCCUUGAUUUUACUAACGAUAUUCAUCAUUACAGAGCCAUUGCUACCAUAUCUCUGGUUCAGAAGAAGGAAGAUCCAGGUGCAUUUACUAUCCUAUGCACCAUUAGGUCAAUUAAGUUUGCAAAAGCUUUGUGUGAUUUAGGAGCCAGCAUCAACUUGAUGCCAUUAGCCAUCUACAAGAAAUUGGGAUUGGGAGUUCCAAGACCCACAACGAUGAGGUUGAUAAUGGCUGAUAGGUCAGUAAAGUGGCCAGUGGGAGUCCUUUAUGACGUACUUGUUAAGGUGGACACCUUCAUCUUUCCAGCUGAUUUUAUGAUCUUGGAUUGUGAAGUGGACUUUGUGGUUCCCAUCAUUUUUGGAAGACCCUUUUUGGCCACAUGA